This is a messenger RNA of Miscanthus lutarioriparius, 1812 nucleotides long. Lineage: Eukaryota; Viridiplantae; Streptophyta; Magnoliopsida; Poales; Poaceae. The record is from the annotation of a GenBank genome assembly.
AUGGCCACCUCCCUCCUCCGCCUCUCCCGCCCCCGCCGCGCGCUGCUCCCCAUCUCCUCCCUCCGCCAACCGCUCUCCACCGAGUCCCACGCCCCAUCUCCGUCCCCAUCCCCUACCCCCUCGUCCGCCCGCCGCUUCCCGCAUUUCCUCUCCUUCCUCGCCGCCGCUGCCGCCGCCGCCGGGGGAGCAACCGUUGCGCUCUGCGACUCCGGCCUCAACCACCGGGUCGGGGGCAAGGACAGCACCGAUCUGGUGGUUCGUGGGGAGCGUAAGCUCGUGCCGCAGGAGUUCAUCGACGAGCUCGCGUCCUUCCUCGGGGACAACAUGACUUUGGACUACGAGGAGAGGAGCUUCCAUGGCACGCCACAGAACAGCUUCCACAAGGCGGUCAACGUGCCUGAUGUCGUCGUGUUCCCGAGCUCGCAAGAUGAGGUACAAAAGAUUGUGAUGGCCUGUAACAAGUACAAGGUUCCAAUUGUACCAUAUGGUGGGGCUACCUCACUUGAGGGUCACACACUGGCACCUCAUGGUGGUGUUUGCAUCAACAUGACCUUGAUGAAGAAAAUCAAAUCCCUGAAUGUUGAGGAUAUGGACGUAGUUGUUGAACCUGGAGUUGGAUGGAUAGAGCUGAACGAAUACCUGAAGCCUUACGGCCUAUUUUUCCCUCUUGAUCCAGGAAAGAAUCUAGCCAUAGUCAGUAGCUGCAUUUUCACUUGCUUCGAUGGUUUCAAAUGUAUAUUUAGUUCCCAUUAUCAUUCUGGGGAAAGAUCAAUAGAGCCUUCAUCAUAUUUAGAAGAUGGGCCUGGGGCCACCAUUGGAGGAAUGUGUGCUACUCGCUGCUCUGGUUCAUUAGCUGUGAGGUAUGGAACAAUGCGGGAUAAUGUGAUUAAUCUUCGGGCUGUUUUGCCAAAUGGUGAUGUUGUCAAGACAGGCUCCCGGGCUCGAAAGAGUGCAGCUGGGUAUGACCUCGCUCGUUUGAUCAUUGGGAGUGAAGGGACUUUGGGUGUAAUUACAGAAGUGACUUUACGACUCCAAAAGCUUCCAUCUCAUUCUGUGGUUGCAAUGUGCAAUUUUAAAACAAUUAAGGAUGCUGCUGAUGUUGCUAUUGCAACAAUGUUUUCUGGGAUACAGGUUUCAAGAGUGGAAUUGUUGGAUGAGGUUCAGAUAAAGGCAAUAAAUAUGGCAAAUGGCAAAAAUUUGCCUGAAGUGUCGACCUUGAUGUUUGAAUUCAUAGGGACAGAAGCAUAUGCUCUUGAACAAACUCUCUUGGUUCAAAAAAUUGCCACUGAACGCCAUGGAUCAGAUUUUGUUUUUGUUGAGGAGCCAGAUGCUAAAGCGGAAUUAUGGAAGAUCAGGAAGGAGGCACUUUGGGCUGCUCUUGCUAUGAAACCUGAUCAUGAAUCUAUGUCAACGGAUGUUUGCGUCCCUCUGUCCAGACUUGCUGAAUGCAUAUCUACAUCAAAGCGUCUGCUUGAUGCGUCGCCAUUGACUUGUUUGGUUAUUGCUCAUGCUGGUGAUGGAAAUUUUCACACGAUUAUCCUGUUUGAUCCAAGUCAAGACGACCAACGAAAGGAAGCAGAGAGACUAAACCAUUUCAUGGUUCAUACAGCUCUGUCUAUGGAAGGUACAUGCACCGGAGAGCAUGGUGUUGGCACAGGGAAAAUGAAGGCAAUACCUGGAGGAGGAGUUGGGCAUCGAGUCACUCAGGACGAUGAAAAGAAUAAAGGCCGCAUUGGAUCCCAACAACAUCAUGAAUCCAGGAAAGUUGAUCCCGCCUCACGUUUGCAUAUGACGCUCCAGAUCGCCACCUGA